Messenger RNA from Chlorocebus sabaeus (green monkey), 2795 nucleotides. The record is from RefSeq and is a predicted model, not a curated record. Lineage: Eukaryota; Metazoa; Chordata; Mammalia; Primates; Cercopithecidae.
GUGGGAGUUGAUUAGAUGGGGCAGAAGGGGACUUUCUGGGGUGGUGGCAAUGUUCUAUGUCUUGAUCAGGGGAUAAUUACCCAGGCAUAUACAGUAGUCAAAGCUGGACAGAACACUUACAAAGUGAGCAUUUACUGCAUGCCACGUAUGUCUCAAUGAGUCACCAGCACACAGAGCCCAAGAGCUAUGCAGGACCAGAGGUUUGUCUCCAUCUCCAUGGAGACCCGAGAUGGGAAGCCCUGCAGGUCUCUUGCUGGCUGGUGGUCGGGGUCAGUACUGGACUGCAGGACUCCUGACUCUGACCAGAGCAUUCCCCACUGUGUGUUACAGGAACAGGCAGAAGCUCAAGUGUGGGUGUCAGAGGAGGACGCUGCUGGUUCCAGUGAAUGACGCUGACCCCAUUGAGAUCAACACCUUGCUGGAUGCCUCGGCAACACUGGAGGAAGGACAUGCAAAGGAAAUAAUUCAGGACCACAUGGUGGACUCUGAGAAGCUCUUUUAUGAAGAAGAUGACGCAGGCUUUGCUACGUCGUCCCUGUGAAAGAAUCUCUUCAGGAAACCAGAGCUUUCCCCGUUUACCUUUUCUUCUAGAAGGGGAAGCAGCCUGGAAGAGACAGUCCAGUACUUGAACCAUGCCUCAACUAACACUGCUAUCCAAUAUGGUGCAGCUUACCAAAGGUCCUAGAACUUGGUCAAUGCACUUGAAGUAAUUUUUAUGAAAUACUGCGUGUGAUAAGGAAACUGGGGAAAUUUGUAUAAGACUCUUGGCGGCAUAGAGUUAUACGAUUGUGUAUUAAUGGUGGUUUUCGUCCAAGUGCAGUGGCUCAUGCCUGUAUUCCCACCACUUUGGGAGGCUGAGGUUGGUGGAUCGCUUGAGUUCAGGAGUUUGAGACCAGCCUGGUCAACACAGUGAAACUCCGUCUCAAUUUAAAAAGAAAAAGAGUGGUUUUAGGAUGUCAUUCUUUCCAGUUCUUCAUCAUGAGACAAGUCUUUUUUUCUAUUUCUUAUAUUGCAAGCUCCAUCUCUACUGGUAUGUGCAUUUAAUGACAUCUAACUACAGAUGCCGCAUAGCCACAGUGGUUUACCUUAUAGUUUUUUAACUUUAGAAUGGGAUUAUCUGGUUAUUAGCUGUAUUUUCAGUUUAGGAUAUUUCUGAGUUAAUGAUGAGAUUAUCAAGACAUAGUCCUAUGCUAAGUCAUGAGCAUAUGGAUUUAUGAGGGUUCGACUUAGAGUUUUGAGCUUUAACAUGGGAUUAUUGGGGCUUACCCCCACCUUAAUUAGAGAAACAUUUGUAUUGCUUAUUACUGUAUGCUGUAUUAUCUAUUUUCCGAUUUUUGUAUAAUGAUGUAAGCAUGGAAAAACUCUAGGAAAUGCACUUAUUAGGCUGUUUACAUGGGUUCCCUGGGGGUGCAAAUCAGCAGUCAAAAAUGACUAGAAAUAUAACUAGUGACGAAGGGAGAAAUCCUCCCUCCGUGGGAGGCACUGACUGUGUUCCAGUUCUCCCUCCUACGCCCUGAGACUGGACGAGGGUUUGAUGACUGGCAACUUCUCUGGGGGCCGGCCUGUCUUACUUGAUAAUUUUAGAGGUAUAUAGCCGUAUUUAUUGAUAAGUAGACGUUUACAUAUGCCCAGGAUUUUGAAGAGCAUGGUAUCUUUGGGAAGCCAUGUGUCUGAUUUGUCCUGCUGGGACAGUCAUGGAACUGCAUCUUCCUACGUGUCCACAGCAGAUGAAGACAGAACUAAGUUAGAUCCGAGACUGUGAAGAGUUUCUCUUUCAAGCGCCAUUACCGUUGAACAUUAGUGAAUCUUGGGCCUCCUUUGGGCUCAGGGCAGAGCAGGUGUUUAUCUGCCCCAGCAUGUGCCAUGGCAUCAGGAGGGAAGAGUGGACAGUGCUUGGGAAUGGUGUGAAACGUUUGCUGACUCAGGAGUGGAUGGGCCCCUCUCGCUUCUGGUGGUCUGUGACCCCAAGUCCCUGGGCUGCAUUUUAGGGUAGAGAUUCCUGAGCUGCAUUUUAGGGUACAGAUUCCCUAUUUGAGUCGCUUGGCUUCUCUGUAAGCAUCUGACUCAUCUCAGUAAUACCAAUUCUUAAACACUGUGACAACGGGACCUCAAAUGGCCGACACAUUUGUCCUUGUGUCACGUUCCAUUAUUUUAUUUAAGAACCUCAGUAAUCAUUGUAGCCUCUUUCCAGCAAACCCUUCUCUACAGUAGUCCAGUCGUGGUAGGAUAAAUUACACAUGUAGUCAUUCUAGGGGUUUCAGUCUUUUCCAUCUCAAGGCAUUGUGUGUUUUGUUCUGGGACUGGUUUGGCUGGGACAAAGUUAGAAUUGCCUGAAGAUCACACAUUCAGAAUGUUGUGUCUGUGGAGUUUUAGGAGGGGAUGGCCUUUCUGGUCUUCGCACUUCCAUCCUCUCCCACUUCCAUCUGGCAUCCCACGCAUUGUUCCCUGCACUUCUGGAAGGCACAGGGUGCUGCUGCCUCCUGGUCUUUGCCUUUGCUGGGCCUUCAGUGCAGGACACUCAGCCUCAAAGCUCAGAGGCAGGCAGUCCGGACCCAGCUCCCUUGUCCCUUCCUCAGAGGCCUUCCUUGAAGAUGCAUCUAGACUAUCAACCUUAUCAGUGUUUAAGCUUAUUCCUUUAAAGUAAGCUUCCUGAGAACUUGAAGUUGUUGGAGUUUUGGGGGCUUGGAUAUUUGUUUAGGUUUUGCUUUAUACCCAGGCCAAAUAGGACAUAACACCUGGUUAUGUAUGAAAUGCUAUGUUUAUGACCAAAAUAAAUGUGAAACCUCAUAUAAAAA